Molecule: messenger RNA, 2123 nt
Organism: Anopheles funestus (African malaria mosquito)
Lineage: Eukaryota; Metazoa; Arthropoda; Insecta; Diptera; Culicidae
Gene: Dlish
Product: SH3 domain-containing protein Dlish
Exons: 3
Coding region: 434-1690 (418 amino acids)
Molecular function (GO): protein binding
Source: RefSeq, a predicted model, not a curated record
GUGUGUGCAUUAUUGUUGUUUCUCUUUGUUUCCGGUGUUCGUAGGAGAGUUGUGCACACUGGGCAGCAAUUGUACUGCACUCCGUCAUAAUGUAGGUCAACACACAACUUGUUGUAUUCAACUUGUUGUUCCAGCUUGUCAGUGUUUGGUGAUCGUAGCAAUUAAAUAUAAAAAAAACCUGUAUACGUUCCCUGUGACGUUUCGAUCGAACGCUGUACCAUAAAAAUAACAUUCCAUUGGCCCGUGGGAAUCACAUUCGAUCGAUCUUCGUACGCAAAUUAUUCGUGUGUUUUGGGACGAUUUGGUGACGAACCAGUGUUUCAAAACGAUGAUCAACGAUCCGGAAUAGGUUAAUUUCCACUUCCAGACGUGUGCACAGGUGUAUCGCUUUGGUGCCAGAGGUUCCGAAAAUCCAUAGCGAAGUGCUCCCAUAAUGGCAUUCCUCUGUCCCGUACGCAUUCGUCGUGGGAAAAAGAAGAAACCGAUCGGAAGUGAUAUCGAUAAGGAUCUAUCGAGCAGCUUAGGCCUGAAUCAUGGCAUGGGCCGGAUUACCGGAUCGGCCAGCAUCGAAACGCUCGUACGGGUGGGAAUCGAGAAGGAGCACGGUCUCAGCCCGGACAGCAAAAUGGUUGUGCUGCACGACUUCACUCCCUGCGUAGACGACGAGUUGGAAGUGAAACGGGGCCAAAUAGUGAACAUACUGUACCGUGAAAAUGACUGGGUGUACGUGAUCGGACAGGACACAAGGCAGGAAGGCUUUAUACCCCACUCGUACUGUGCACCGUUCAACACACAGCUGGCUGAUCUCGCGAUCAAGAAAAAGCUACCGCGCGAUAUCGCCACAAUGGGAGCACCGGGUAGCGGUGGUGGAGGACCAGGAGCAACCGGAGUUGGUCUGGUGGGUGGUGGUGGUAUAGGGAACGGCGUCGGUUUAACGGCUGCCGAUCUAACCGAUGGAAUACCGGACAUUAACAUGGACGUGCUGGACGACAGCACUGUACCGGGUUUGCUUACGAACGCGCUGAAGCACUCGCAGGCGAGUCUCAGCUCCGAGCCCGACUUCUUGCCAUUUGCCAAGGAUCCGAGCGGUCGUUACAUUGUGCUGUACACGUUUAUUGCCCGCGACGAGAACGAUGUGUCGGUCGAACGAGGAGAAUUUGUAACGGUGCUGAACCGCGAGGAUCCCGAAUGGUUCUGGAUCGUGCGAAGCGACGGUCAGGAGGGUUUCAUCCCGUCCGGGUUCGUCUAUCCGGCGGAGAAUAUACUGCAGGGUCAUGCCGGCAAACAGCAGCAGCAGCAACAACAGGGAGGCGGUGGUGUAAAUAGUAUGGGAUCUAUCGGAAACGAUAUGAAUAAUCUGCAGACGAUGAAUGGGGGAAAUAUGUCCGUGGGUGGUCAACAUCAACAGCAGCAGGCCCAGCAUCAACAGCAGACACAGCAACAGCAACACCAGCAACAACCCGGCAUUGGAUCGGACGAUUUACGGUACCACGGCACAGAAUUAGUAAUGCUCUACGAUUAUAAGGCACAAGCACCAGAUGAUUUAAGUGUACGAAGAGGUGAUUGGAUCUAUGCGGACCUCAACAACCAAACCGUCGACGGAUGGUUAUGGGCUUACGCACCGAAAACCCGCAAAUACGGUUUCAUUCCCAAAGCAUACGCCCGUCCGCCUGCCAUGACGAGUCUGUAGAAGAGUAGAUCGUCACGUUUCACCCCCCAACAAUAAUGGUUAGUUUUUAAAUUAUUUACUUAAACCACAAGCAGUAGGAGCAGUAAUUAACGUAAGUGUAAGUUAACCUUCGUACGAAGCGCCGAACCCUUUCUUCUUCCAUGUGGAUAUCGAUAGCAGAGAAUAGUGCAAGAGAUGUCCACCAGUAGAUAAGAUUUUUUCUAGUUUUACUUCCUCUCGUCAAAACGCAUCGUUUCGAUGUGUAGCAACAAUGCAUUCCCUUAUAGCGAUGGGUCCAUAUUGUAAUGCCCUUUUAAUGUGAACGUUUGUUUUUUGUGUUUUUUUAUACAUGCGCUCUAGCUCAAGUCUAAUAACUUUAUUCGUAUUAAUGUAUUUUUUAUACAAUAAAAUGAACAGAAACGAAAUGGGAACACUAUUCCCACUCUUCAUUCAA